Messenger RNA from Lobosporangium transversale, 1106 nucleotides. Its product is annotated as putative hydrolase. The record is from RefSeq and is a predicted model, not a curated record. Bases 1 to 897 code for a protein of 298 amino acids. The transcript is spliced from 6 exons. Lineage: Eukaryota; Fungi; Mortierellomycota; Mortierellomycetes; Mortierellales; Mortierellaceae.
AUGAUUGAAUCAGCAGAACUCAUCUUUCUCGGAACUGGAACCUCUAGCAGCGUGCCUUCAGUUCCAUGUAUUUCAAACCCAGAGUCUGCUUGUAAAGUAUGUCUGUCAACGUUGACACCAGAGGGCGCUAAGAAUGUUAGGCGUAAUACUAGUGCCAUGGUCCGCCUCUCCCAAGCUGAUGGACGUCAAAGAAACAUCCUGAUUGAUUGUGGGAAGAGUUAUUACGAAUCAGCAAGGCAAUGGUUUCCUAAAUACAACAUCAAUCACAUUGAUGCUUUGGUGAUCACUCAUGGACAUGCGGAUGCCUUUUUUGGACUGGAUGAUCUCAGGUCAUGGUGUUUAUUGGACAAGGAUACCCCACAUAGUAUUCCAGUGUAUCUGGAUCAAGUCACCAUGAAUUGCAUCGCAGCCGCCUUUCCAUAUAUGGUCGAUGCCUCACAAGCUACAGGAGGCGGUGAUAUUCCUUCAUUCACAUAUCAUAUUAUUGAACAUGAUAAAGACUUUGAGGUUGAAGGACUCAAAUUCACACCGUUGCCAGUGCAUCAUGGCAAGUACUUUGCAACAGGCGAACCAUUUUGGUCACUUGGUUUCCGAUUCAAGGACGUGAGCUGGGUCUCAGAUUGUUCCACUAUACCUGAGAGUACUACAGAGAAAAUCCGAGGCUCCAAGGUUUUAGUCAUUGAUGGACUUAAAGAAUCGACUCAUCCCUCACAUUUCAGCAUUCCUCAGGCGCUUGACUACAUUGCUAGCCUUGAACCAAAGUUGGAGCGUGCAUUCAUUGUUGGGUUUUGUCAUUCGGCUGAUCACUAUACUGAAGAUGAACGAGUACGAGCUCUGGAUGGCGAGGGUCUGCCCAAAAUCAGAAUUGCAUAUGAUGGACAAAAGAUCACCAUUUAAAAAGAUACAUGGAUUAAUAUGACGAUCUUUAUCCUACGCUCAGAUUCAAGUAUACAAAAAUACAAAGAUAUAUCGUCCAAUGUACCGAUGUGAGUGGGACCCAUGGAGUAUCAUAAACAAUGAUAUCCUGCUGUGGUUUUUAGAGGAAAAAAAGAAGAGGAAAGUUUAUAGAACAAAGAUAGAUAUAUAUAAAAAGUCUUUAUGAUUGC